Molecule: messenger RNA, 1234 nt
Organism: Diorhabda sublineata
Lineage: Eukaryota; Metazoa; Arthropoda; Insecta; Coleoptera; Chrysomelidae
Product: enhancer of split mbeta protein-like
Exons: 1
Coding region: 229-858 (209 amino acids)
Biological process (GO): regulation of neurogenesis; regulation of transcription by RNA polymerase II; anterior/posterior pattern specification
Cellular component (GO): nucleus
Molecular function (GO): DNA-binding transcription factor activity, RNA polymerase II-specific; RNA polymerase II cis-regulatory region sequence-specific DNA binding; protein dimerization activity
Source: RefSeq, a predicted model, not a curated record
GUCACAGGUGGCUGAAGUGUGGGAACACCAUAGCCUUUGAGAUUCCCACGAUCAAAAGCGCACAGCACAGGCCCGUUUAACUCACUCUACACACCUGGGUGAGUUAUAAAAGCCGAGCCCCUUCCAUUUUCACAUUCAUUCACGGUUUAACCGUCGAGUUGUUCAGUGCUAAAUAACAUUCUGUCCGCUUAGCGCGCGUAUUAAGUUUUGACGUGUAUUUUAUUUACUAUGUCUUACGAAAUGAUGACUGCGACUAACGUCGAGGAAUCUCAACCGAUUUCUCGGACGUAUCAAUAUAGAAAAGUGAUGAAACCGAUGCUGGAAAGAAAAAGAAGAGCCAGAAUAAAUCGUUGUUUGGACGAAUUGAAGGAACUUAUGGUAACCGCUCUACAGAGUGAAGGUGAAAACGUAUCGAAAUUGGAAAAAGCCGAUAUUUUAGAAUUGACGGUUCGUCAUUUACAUAAACUAAGAAAACAACAAAGAUUAUCGACGAAUCCAAUUAUAGACGCUGACAGAUUCAGAGCCGGUUAUACACAUUGCGCUAAUGAAGUUUCUAGAUGUCUGGCUUCGACUCCUGGCGUCGAUAUUCAAUUGGGUACGAAAUUGAUGACGCAUCUCGGACAUCGUCUCAACGAAAUGGACAAAGUUUCACCUUUAGUUAUACAAGUGAGUUCCCCUUACACGCCUCCUGGUUCUCCGAAUUCAGAAAGUGAAGUGCCUCAUCAUUACAUCAUGCCUUUGACUCCAGCUUCUUCGAGUUCGUCAAGAUGUAGUCCAUCCCCUAACCAACCUAUGGAUUGUUCUACGGCUGGGUUAUUAAAAGUUGCUAAAAAAGAAGAAGUAUGGAGACCGUGGUGAAAUUUCGACGACUUAUUUUUUUGUAAAUAUUCAAAAAAUCUCACUUCUGUUGUCUUUCGUUUUUCAUUUUUUCGUUGAAAGAAAAAAAAUCAAUUGCUCAAUUGCUUUAAAUAUAGUUUUAAUACUUAGUUUAAGGAAAGAUCUCUAACGAUUUUUGAAAAGCUUUAACGUUAAGAAGUAUGUAGAUUUUAACAUUUUUCUAUAAAUAUAUUUGUGAUAUUCUUGUUGGUACCUGUGAUUUUGAAAGCAAUUUUAAUCAAAACAAAAAUGUUAUGACAAGUUCGAUAGUUUUUCUUUGUAAUAGCGCCACUGUGAUACAGUUUUUUUGUAUUUUCAUAAAAAAAAAAACUUGAAAAUAAAUAUUAUUUGUUACAAU